UAGCCCGUAUAUAUUCCGAUAUAUAGCCCGUACAUAUUCCGAUAUAUAGCCCGUACAUAUUCCGAUAUAUAGCCCGUACAUAUUUUCCAUGCUCGAAGUUAAUUGAACACGAAAUUAACGAGCAUUUUUACACUAAAUAUGAUUUAAUAAAAUUUAGACAGAUAAAAAUAUGGAGGCUAUGCCCCUUUUACCCCUUCGAAGAAGGCGGAAGGAAGUUGGAAAGGAGAAAUCUAAAUCAAAUGAAAAAAUAACAAAUCCACAGGAAAAGACCUUGAAAUCUGAGAUUGAGAGUGAAGGGAUGAAAUUGAUGAACUCGAUGAACACAAGCAAGAUGAACUCGAUAAAGAACUCGGAGAAUAUCAAUCACAAGUUUUCGGAGAAACCGUUCUUCUCGCGACAGAAAUUUAACGAGAUUAAAGAAGUUUAUUUCCAAGAUGUUCUUAUCUUUAUCCAGGUUGUACUGCUCAUUGUUUGUUGUUUUCUCUUGUAUCUCUGCUAUACACAUCCGGCAUGGUUUCAUUUUCAGGUUUCCCACGUGUAUGCACGCAUGGGUCACGUGGAUUCUCAGCAUAAAGUUGGACAAAGAUAUCUACAUGGGAGAGGAGUACCUCAGGAUAAGGACGCGGCAAUGCAUUGGUUUGGCCGGGCAGCUAGGUCCGGUCAUCCUGAAUCUGCAUACAACCUGGCCAUCGGUCAUCUAAACGGUCAUGAGGUGGGAUUUGAGGAAGGAGAUGAAGAAACAUGGUUGAAGCAUGCUGCUAGGAAUGGGGUUGAGCAGGCUGCUGAAGUUCUAAAACAGCUAUGCGGAAGUGGAAGCUGUCCUAGAAAAGAUGACAAGGCUAUUGAACCUGACUUCUACGAUGAUAUGAUUUAUUAAAAAAAAAAUUUUAAUUAUUAUCAUUAAAGAUUUAUUUACCACAUAAAGCAAUUGAGUCUUUGCCA
Eurytemora carolleeae is the source of this 942-nucleotide messenger RNA. RefSeq lists its product as uncharacterized. The transcript is spliced from 7 exons. NCBI's taxonomy places the organism in Eukaryota, Metazoa, Arthropoda, Copepoda, Calanoida, Temoridae. The coding region runs from base 170 to 877 and encodes 235 amino acids. Gene Ontology annotation, molecular function: protein binding. The record is from RefSeq and is a predicted model, not a curated record.